Molecule: messenger RNA, 528 nt
Organism: Ilex paraguariensis (yerba mate)
Lineage: Eukaryota; Viridiplantae; Streptophyta; Magnoliopsida; Aquifoliales; Aquifoliaceae
Source: the annotation of a GenBank genome assembly
AUGGUUACAAUUGAGAAGUCACUGACUGUUCCUGAACACUAUGAUGGAUGCAAUGAGAGGACAACAUUUGAACAUUCAGUAAGUGUUCCUGUCACUGAUGUGAGGUGUAAAGUGAGGACAACAGGCGUGUCUGACGCUCAAAACUGUUAUGUAGGAUUUGACAAGAGAUUGUCUAAGGUGGAGGUUGCAUUGUCUGAAUUUCGUGCGGACCAUGAUGCAUUGUCAGCCAAGUAUACAGUUGAAGUAAAUGAAAUUAAACAGAUACUGCAAACGCUAUCUGAAAAGGUUGUUGAUGCGUUGAUUCCCCAUAUUACUGAUGUUAGUGAUGAGGUACGCAAUGCAAUAUUGAACUACAUUUUUCAUGAGGCACUUGAUGCAACUGAGACGAUUGUUCAAUUUGAUUCAUUUCAUGCGACAAGAUUGACAAUGCAGUCAUUGGCACCCACACAGUUUUUGCCGAGCGAGAUGAGGCAUAUGAUUUUCCCAUUUUGUGUAUACCCACUUAAGGAGUACAUGGGGGUGGAUUAA